GACAGGUCUGUCUCCUGACCCACACGCAGCCGACCUCGUUGUCAUCUGCCAGGCCCGUAAUCUGCCAUGGGCCCCCGUACCGACUCCUCAUGCUGCUGCCAGGCCCGUAAUCUGUCAUGGGCCCCUGUACCGCCUCCUCAUGCUGCUGCCAGGUCCAGAGUGUGUCAUGGGUCCCUGUACGGCCUCCCAUUGCUGCUGUCUCCAUCGCCACACUCUGCCAUGUGCCACUUUCAGGUCUCCUCACACUGCUGGUGGGUUCCAUUUUGUCAUAGGGUGCUGGCAGAUUACGGGCCUCCUAUUGCUGCUGCCAGGCCCGUAAUCUGCCAUGGGCCCCCGUACCGACUCCUCAUGCUGCUGCCAGGCCCGUAAUCUGUCAUGGGCCCCUGUACCGCCUCCUCAUGCUGCUGCCAGGUCCAGAGUGUGUCAUGGGUCCCUGUACGGCCUCCCAUUGCUGCUGCCAGGCCCGUAAUCUGCCAUGGGCCCCCGUACCGACUCCUCAUGCUGCUGCCA
Staurois parvus is the source of this 510-nucleotide messenger RNA. The record is from the annotation of a GenBank genome assembly. Lineage: Eukaryota; Metazoa; Chordata; Amphibia; Anura; Ranidae.